UCCAUUGACCGUGGUACAAAAUGACACCAUAUGGGAUUGAUUUGGACGUUUUUACAGGUUUUGUUUAAUGUAAUGGAAAGCGAAAACCAAGAUUUAGAGACAGAUACACCUCCUCUGGACUGGAAAAGUUGCAAAUUGAUCAUAGACCCUGCAAUUACUAAAGGAUUAUACAAAGUCUGCCGCUUUGAUGGACAACAUUUCAACAUCCCCGUUGAGGAUUUAGGUCUUUUUCCUGUGGAGACCGUCAGAGAUCCCAGAGUCUGCCGUCUGUGGAGUAAACACAACAUAACUGAUCUACUGCUUCCUAAAUUCAAGAUUGAUGAGUGGUAUAUCGGGCCUGUCCCUCCCAAGGAAUUGACAUUUUGCAGGUUAAAUGAUAAUGUGAGAGAAACAUUUCUCACCAAUAUGUGCCAGAAAUAUGGUAAAGUGGAAGAAGUGGAAAUAUUUUACAAUCCAAACAACAAGAAACACCUGGGAGUUGCGAAGGUCAUCUUUGACUCGGUGAGAGCAGCAAAGAACGCAAUGGAGCACCUUCAUCAAACAUCCGUGAUGGGAAAUAUUAUACAUGUGGAAAUAGAUCCCAAAGGUCAGAAAAGAACGAAAUAUCUUCAGCUGUUGCUUAACGGCCUGUAUACUCCCUGGACGUUACCAUUGGGGAGCAGUGAGCGCGUUCUUCAAAGCUUAGUCGACACCCUGGUGCCCAGCGCUGCUGCUCAACAGUUAGGAGCUGCCUCCAGUCCUACCAGCAUUGCUACACCCCUCUCCUUGGACACAGCCUACUCCAGCAUUUGGCAAGACACUCCUUGCAGCUUUGGCCUAACACCACAAUCUCAGGGAACCCCCCGGACUCCCUCCUUUUCUGCGACUCCUCUCUCCCAGGACUCCUGCUACUCCAGCCUUCAGGCGACGCCUGUCCUCCAGGGGGAGCCAUCUAGCUUCAGCCUUCACAAACAUUUAAGACGAGCGCUCUGUCGUCAAAAACAGGCGAAGCAUCAGAGGGUAUCUAACCCAGCUUCAAAUGUCAGUUUCAUUUUAAAGUCUAACCACCUCCCCCUUCUGAAUCCAACUUUAAAUCAGCAACAAAUCAGUAACCAGCAGCUCACAAUGUGGAGCCACAACACCAGAUACUCUGCCUACAAGGAGCCUUCCUGUAGUCCCGUUUCCCCCUUUCAGGAGUCUGCAGACAUGGGUAGCUCUUCUUCUGUGACUUCACCUCACACCCGUGACCCUGUCGAUGUCCACAGCAAUAGUUUCACAGCUGAUGGUCGACACGUCAGCAAUGAGGGUCACCCAGAGGUGGGGAGUUUGGACUCGCGCAUUGAACGUCUGCUGAUAAACAGUCAGAUUUCUGAAAGUUUAUAUUUUAAAUGCAAAACUCAAAAGCCUGAAGGAGACUCUCCAGACAGCCCUUCUUCACCUCAAUACACUCCUAAGGUUCCUCUCUCAGAUGAUUCCCCUUCUUGCUCCCCAUCACCUAGUGAAUCCUUUACCAGCGGCCAUCGCCGUCCAAAGGAUUUCAGUUCAUCGCUCCCCGAAAACGAGGAGGAUGAAACUAAUCAAGCUGUUUUGUUUCUUAAAGCAAACUCCCAGUCUCCCACAUCCUCUGAGCUGGAACAUUCAGAAAGCAGAGUGCAUCAAACACAUGAGGAAGAUGUCAACAUAACGCAGUGGAUUUCUUCCUCAAAGGAACAUUAUGCCGUGGACUCAAAUACAACCAGGUGUGGAUGUCUGCCGCUUGUAGAAGACAGAUCAUCACUUCCUAAAUCUCCAUCUACCUCUGCCAUGUACACCAACAUUCCCAUAGCUCCUCCUCCAGCUCCAGUCAGAUGUUCUCAUCCUCCACAAGCCUCUUUUCCGACCCCCCCUUUCCUUCCACCUAUUCCUCCUGUCCCUCCCCGCCUGCCGAAUGGCACCAUCCCCAUCCCUCCUCCAGGCUGGAUCCCACCUCGGGGUAUCCCCAUCCCACCUCCCCCUAUCCCACCUCCUCCCUCCCUUCCUCCCCCACCAACUUUCUUGGUACCUCCUCCACCUUUACCUGGGUCACUACCUGUUCCUCCUCCUUUACCCAUAUAUCCUGUAGCUGCACCACCUUUACUCAGAGGGGAACCUCCACGGCAUGGCAGUGCAUCUUUCCCAUUCCCUCGCCCGCCCUGGCUCGUCCCGCCUUUUCCCUCCUUUAAUCCCUUUGUGCCGCCACCAAACUUCACUCCUGUUCAGGAAAAGCGCUAUAAGGUAACCGUGGAAAAGGUUUUAGAAAUUCUUAUGGAGGAGUUGAAAUCUGUCAUUCGGAAAGACAUCAUGCGAAGAGCGAUUGAAGGAGUGGCUUUUAAGGCGUUUGAGGACUGGUGGGACUGCCAAGAAAAGAAAAAGAUGCAAGUUUCUCCAUUGAAAAGUGGAGCUCCAGCUGUUGAUGGAAGGAAAACACAAACGAAUCUUCACAGCGGUAUUAGUGAGAGGGGGAAAAAGCCGGCUCUGCCAUCGUUCAGAGUAAAACGAAAACGAUCAGAAGAAAUAGAAAACAACUCAAAUUCCGCUCAUGAAAGCUGUGCUUUAAAGUUGCAGCAGGAGGAUAACAUUGAGAAAUCUGCAGCUGAGGGAGCCAAACGAAGACACGCUAGACCCUUAGAGCUGGACAGUGAUGAUGAAGACGAAGAAGAAGACAAAACACAUCAUGAUAGCAACCAGACAUCAGAGCAAAUAGAUGUUAUCAAGCCUGCGGAGGAUCCUCAGAUUAUGUCUGACAGAGAUGAUGAAGAGGAUGUUGACCAGGGAUGUAAAGAAAAGACGUCAGAACUGGAAAGGUCUGAAGAGGAUCCUGCUGUCUGUCUAGCUAGAGAUGAAGAUCGGUGCCUAAAAAGUGGUAUGUUUAAGGGCUGCAUCGCAGAAAAUGUCAGAAUAACUAGUCGAUAUAUAAUACUUUAUCUUUAUUUCCCUGCAGACAGAUUACCAGUGAACAGCACCUCAGAAGAAAGUGAUUACUCAUCGGACUCCUCUGACUCGUUUUCCUCAGAGAGGUUUGAUGACUCGUUUUCUGACCUCAGCUCUGAACAUGAGGACAUGGAGGAGGAGGAUAACAGCAGGGAAGAAUGCAUAGUGAUAUCGUCUGAUGAAGACUCACUGGAGCCAGAGCUCAGUGGGACCCCCACUGCUCCUCUAACUCCUGGAGCUAAGCUGGAUCUAGACUUGGAGGAGGCUUUAGAGUCCUUCCAUGCGGAUGAAGAAGAGGAGAACUAUACAGGCUGCCUCAAAGACAGCAGUGGUGUGGAUCUUCAGCACCAAGAACCUCCAGACAUAGAGCUCAUUUCACCUUUAGGACUGGAAGUGGAGUCUGGUCCUGGAUGGAGCACAGAGUCUCUGGAGAUCCUAGACAACCUGAGGCCUCUCACCCCCACUGGCAGCUUGGUGGACAGUGACCCUGACAAUCUGAUAAAAAGCAAACCAGCAUCUCCAGCUCUGGAUGAGGAGGAGAGACCACCCACACCAGGGAAGGGGAUUGUUGCUGGACUGGUGAAUAUAGACUCAGACGAAGCCCAUGAAAUCAUUUCCCUCUCCCCUGCAAGUAGCAAUGUUUUUGUGGCUACCUCUGAUUUCCUACCCACCUCCUACCCGUACGAGGAGAAACCCAAAACUCCAGGGAGGGAGGAAAGCGGCGUAUGGAAUCUUCACAGCUCCGUUCCAGCAACGGCUGGUCACAUAGCAGAAACGUUUGAAGGAAACACAGUGUUUUCCCCUCUGUGCAGUCCCCCAGAUGUUCUACCACUUUCAAGCAAUCCGUAUAUCACCCCCCCUAAAACGCCGGGAAGAGACAUUUUCUUACCUCGAAGAGAUGUAGUCCAUAAGAGGAAAACAGAAACGCUCCCUCCUCUACCUCUGCUGCAUGACAGCCCUCUUAGUGUUUCUCCCAUCCCAUUGUCCUCUCCAUCCAGUCUCUCUGAAUCUUCAUUUGGCUUCGCAGAUGGAAACGAUGAAAGCAUAAGUUCAGGUGUGAGAAUGAAACCUUUGCAGGGACUUGAGAACACGCCUGGACUUUAUAACGAGGACAAAGUUAUAUGGAGGAAAAAACUGAGGAGGAGCCUGAAGCGCAGAAAGAGGGCCCACCUUCAUCGAAGAUUAUUAAAAGGAGUGAACUGGUCGUGUUCCUUUCAGCAGCACUUUCUCAGGAGGCGUUCGUCAUGUGAGGAGUUUAAUAUCCUUCAUAAUAUCUGGAAAGAGGGUUUGGAUGAAGAGGAUGCCAGACAUCUUCAGAGUGUCUAUGAAAGGCUACAAGAGCAGGAUAACGGUGCCGUGUGGCUGAGUGAAACUGUCUGGAGCCCUCAUCCUCUGACUAAGAUCCCAGCAGAGGGCAGUGAAGAAAACCAGCCUGUCCACAGGACGGGUUCUGCUCGCAGUGAAGGUUUCUACAAAAUUAGCAGGAAGGAUAAAAUAAAGUACCUCAUUGGUGCAAAGCCUGCUGAUCUUCACCCUACAGGGACUCGGGGCUUAUGUAUCCCUGUCCAGCAUCCCACAUCACUUCGUUCUGGAUCUGACUUCAGGUCCGAACAGCGCCGCCUGCUGUCCUCGUUCAGCUGUGACAGUGACCUGGUUAAAUUUAACCAGCUUAAGUUUCGAAAGAAGAAGAUUUAUUUCAGUCGGAGUCUGAUCCAUGAGUGGGGCCUGUUUGCCUUGGAGCCCAUAGCAGCAGAUGAGAUGGUGAUUGAGUAUGUGGGACAGCUCGUCAGACAGGUCAUUGCAGACAUGAGAGAGCAGAGAUAUGAAGAGGAGGGCAUCGGAAGCAGCUAUUUAUUCCGUGUUGAUCAGGACACCAUCAUUGAUGCCACAAAAUGUGGAAACUUAGCCAGGUUUAUCAACCACAGCUGCAACCCUAACUGUUACGCAAAGGUCAUCACAGUGGAGUCUCAGAAGAAGAUAGUGAUUUACUCCCGGCAGCCGAUAGGCGUCGAUGAAGAAAUCACCUACGACUACAAGUUUCCCAUCGAGGAAACAAAGAUUCCUUGUCUGUGUGGAGCGGAUACCUGCAGAGGAUCCCUGAACUGAUCUCUUAUUAGCUGAAAUCCUCUGUGGCCUUUAAUGCUCCCUAUCUGGAUCAUGUUUACAACUCAAAAUUGCUAUAAAAGCUGCAGACAGUUUGAGUUCGUACAGUGAAAUAUGACUUAAAAAUCUCUUUAGACAAUGGAAAAACAAA
This is a messenger RNA of Cyprinodon variegatus (sheepshead minnow), 5182 nucleotides long. Its product is annotated as histone-lysine N-methyltransferase SETD1B-A-like. Gene Ontology annotation, cellular component: Set1C/COMPASS complex. NCBI's taxonomy places the organism in Eukaryota, Metazoa, Chordata, Actinopteri, Cyprinodontiformes, Cyprinodontidae. The coding region runs from base 31 to 5034 and encodes 1667 amino acids. Gene Ontology annotation, molecular function: histone H3K4 methyltransferase activity; protein binding; RNA binding. The record is from RefSeq and is a predicted model, not a curated record. The transcript has 16 exons.